AUGGCAAACAGGCCCACUUCCAAAAGAUCGCCGUCGAUCUUGGUCACAGACUCCAGAAAUGCCCAUAAUAAAAGUGCACCUUUUGCUGGAGCUGCGCAUAACAACAAUGGCUCAAGUUCAUUAAGCAGGUCAACCAAAUUGAAAAAGAGAAAUAGUGGUAAAUUCAGUGAUAUUUCAGUUUCAAAUUUGUUAGGUGAUGCUAGUGAUGUACCUUCUGGUCGUAGGGAAGAAAGAUUAUCCACUGGCUCUUUAACUUUGGGGGACUCAUUACGGGAUCAAAGAAGAAGACUUUAUACAAAACCUUUCCAACCAUUACCUUCUAGAACUUCUAAAACAUCACAAAAAUUGGUGUUAAUCCCAGAUGAAGAUGAUGAACGUUCUUCUGACCCAAGUGCCUUCAAAGUUCCAAAUGCUUCAAGAUCAAAAGCUGAAAAAAUGUCAAAAGAGAAAAGAGCUAAGAAAUUAUCAAGAGUAACUGCAUAUUUAGUUUCUGAUGGGUUUAAUUUGGAUAAAACUGCAUCAUUUUUAAGUGAUAAACAUGAUAUAUAUCCAAGAUUAUAUGAUGAAGUGCUUUAUUGUCCAUACUGUCUACCUUUGCUACCCGGAAGAGAAGGUUUCAGAAUAAGGUCAAAUAAAACUGGUAAAAAUACAAGUGGUGUUGCAUAUAUGGAAAGAUUAAUCGAUUCAUCUGAAAGACGUGAUCAUCAUUAUGAAUAUUAUAGUGGUGUGGAAACCCCAGAAGAUAUGAAUAAUAAUUAUGAAAUUGAUAAACCUGAAACUGAAGAAGCUAAUUAUGGUCCUUUUGAUCCAAGUGAACCUCAAUUUUUCGCUGAAAAUGUGCAUGAAGACACUGCUGCAGCAAAUGCUAAACAACAAGAAAUGAUCAAACAUCAUGCUGAAAUGUUUAUAUUUAAUUAUGGUGUUGUGGUAUUUUGGAAUUUCACAGAGAUUCAAGAAAAGAACAUCCUUGGUGAUAUAUCAUUUGCUAGAAAUGAAUCAGAUACAAAGCAAUUAGUUAUAAGACCAAUCGAUGAACAUGAUAUUGAAAAAGAACAAUUUCAUUUUGAAUAUGAUACUGAGACUGAAAGACCAAGAAUUUAUAAUGAUAUGAUUACAUUAAGAUCUGGUGAUCAUUUAAUUAAAUUGACAAUGUCUCAUGCAAUUGCUCAAUCUACAAAAUUAUGUCGAUUCGAAUCAAGAAUCACACCAAUUUUAUAUUCAGUCUCUAAAUUACCUAAGAGAUUAGCACUCACAGGGAAAUUAGGUUUAAAACGUGAACAUUUAAUUAAAAAAUCUGGUAAAUUGUUUAAAUUAAGAGUUGAUGUUAAUCUUUCAUCAAAUGUUUUAGAUACUCCUGAAUUUUUCUGGACUUUUGAACCAAGUUUACAUCCAUUAUAUAAUGCUGUUAAAGAAUAUUUAGAAAUUGAUCAAAGAGUUGAAGUUCUUAAUGAUCGUUGUAAAGUGUUUUUGGAAUUUAUUGAUAUUGUUGCAGAUUCAGUUGCAGAAAAAAAUAUGACAAGAAUAACUUAUAUGAUUAUAACAAUUUUCUUUUUGUCUGUUAUUGUUUCAUUUUUUGAAAUUUUUGUUAGAUAUAUGAUUAUUAAUCGUAAUAAGCAUCAUGUUCCAGAUCUUCCAUAA
Hansenula ciferrii is the source of this 1638-nucleotide messenger RNA. RefSeq names its product Rmd8p (gene RMD8). NCBI's taxonomy places the organism in Eukaryota, Fungi, Ascomycota, Saccharomycetes, Phaffomycetales, Wickerhamomycetaceae. The record is from RefSeq and is a predicted model, not a curated record. The transcript has a single exon. The coding region runs from base 1 to 1638 and encodes 545 amino acids.